Messenger RNA from Hippocampus comes (tiger tail seahorse), 3772 nucleotides. Its product is annotated as collagen type IV alpha-3-binding protein-like. The transcript is spliced from 18 exons. The record is from RefSeq and is a predicted model, not a curated record. Gene Ontology annotation, biological process: ER to Golgi ceramide transport. Bases 567 to 2432 code for a protein of 621 amino acids. Gene Ontology annotation, molecular function: lipid binding. NCBI's taxonomy places the organism in Eukaryota, Metazoa, Chordata, Actinopteri, Syngnathiformes, Syngnathidae.
ACACAGUCAAGCGUGGCUGCGGCUCCUCCCCCUCGCAAGCUAGUAGAGUCGUCCGCUGUUGCUAACAAAACCAGGGAAAUAAAGCAGCAAUGCGGCCUCUUUCAUCGUCAUUUGUAGCUUCUUAGUUUAGGUAACGUAACGGCAGUAACGCGGAGGCUUUCAUCGACCUUUCUCUCGGUAGCAAGUCGGUUGCGGGCGGCGCGCGUUGGAACAGUCACAAGUUACGAGUCAAGUUAACAUCUGACAGCUAACCGUUGACGCUAACUAGCUUGUGACAGUGCUCGUCGACGUCAUUUUCAAAACAAAUCUUGCCAAAGCGAGUGGUCGAGGUUGGAUUGUCACCAUUCUCCACAAGUGCUGUUUUUUUAUUUCCUCCUUUCCUUCAACGUUAACCGGCAAAUAACGCCAUACUGCUGACUGGUGGACUAAGUUUUUGUGUUUGUAUCUUAGAGAAAGCAGGUUCUGUUUGGGCUCUGCUGUUUUCGUAAGCUUUAUUAAGUUGGUGUUGAGCUAGAGUGCUCAGCUGGUUAUAAAAAAGACAAGUUCUUCCCAAUAUUGGAUUUUAAAUGUCCGAAAAGAGCUCAGCGUCCGGUUCAGACGAAGAUGUGGAACCAGAAUCCUCACAACCUGUGGAGUUCGGAGGCGUGUUGAGUAAGUGGACCAAUUACAUACACGGAUGGCAGGACCGAUGGGUCGUGUUGAAGAACAACACUUUGAGCUAUUACAAGUCAGAGGAUGAACGGGAAUAUGGCUGCAGGGGCUCUUUGUGCCUCAGUAAGGCUGUCAUCACACCCCAUGAGUUUGACGAGUGUCGAUUUGACAUCAGUGUUAACGACAGCGUGUGGUACCUCCGAGCUGAAGAUCCCGAGCACAGACUCCAGUGGAUCGAGUCCAUUGAGUUGCACAAGGCGGAGUCUGGGUAUGGCUCAGAAUCUAGUCUGAGGCGUCAUGGCUCCAUGUUGUCUCUCACCUCAGCAGCCAGUGCCUUGUCUGCCACAUCCACAUCCUCUUUCAAGAAGGGACACAGGCUGUGUGAGAAAUUAGCAGAAAUGGAGACCUUCCGGGACAUUCUUUGCAGACAAGUGGACACGCUGCAGAAAUAUUUUGACUCCUGCGCUGAUGCGGUCUCCAAAGAUGAGUUUCACAGGGACAGAGUGGAGGAGGACGAAGACGACUUCACUGCAGCCUCAAGGCCAGACGGUGAAUGUUGUUACAAUAACGGAAGCAAAGAAAAACUAUUCGCCCCGGCUAGUCCCAAAGGCAUCAAUGGCAUAGACUUCAAGGGAGAGGCCAUCACCUUCAAGGCCACCACAGCGGGCAUCCUGUCCACUUUGUCACAUUGCAUUGAGCUGAUGGUCAAACGUGAGGACAGCUGGCAGAAAAGGCUGGACAAGGAGCUGGAGAAAAGGAGGAGGGUAGAAGAUGCCUACAAGUCUGCUGUGCAUGAACUGAAGAAAAAGUCACACUAUGGAGGCCCGGACUAUGAGGAGGGGCCCAACAGUUUGAUCAAUGAGGAUGAGUUCUUCGAUGCGGUUGAAGCUGCGCUUGACAGACAAGACAAGAUAGAAGAGCAGUGCCAGUCUGAAAAGGUCCGGCUCCCUCGACUGACUCCCGUUCCUCCCGGUGACGUCUACUCAAGCAUCAGCACACACAGAUUCGCUACCAAGGCACGUAGUCAUUGCUCUUCCCUGUCCUCUCUCGAGCUAGUCAGUGCUUCAGAUGACAUUCACAGAUUCAGCACUCAGGUGGAGGAGAUGGUGCAGAAUCAUAUGACGUACUCGCUUCAGGAUGUGGGCGGAGAUGCCAACUGGCAGCUGGUCAUCGAGGAAGGAGAGAUGAAGGUGUACAGAAGAGAAGUGGAAGAGAACGGGAUCGUGUUGGAUCCCCUCAAAGCGACGCAUGCUGUAAAAGGGGUGACAGGACACGAGGUGUGUCACUACUUCUGGGACACUGCAGUGCGCUUGGACUGGGAGACCACCAUUGAAAACUUUAACGUGGUCGAAACACUCUCCGACAAUGCCAUCAUCGUUUAUCAGACACACAAGAGGGUGUGGCCAGCCUCUCAGAGAGACGUGCUCUACCUGUCGGCCAUCAGGAAGAUUCUGGCAACCAAUGAAAAUGAUCCUGACACCUGGUUGGUGUGCAACUUCUCUGUGGACCACGAAAAUGCGGCUCCUUCCAAUCGGUGCGUUCGAGCCAAAAUCAACGUUGCCAUGAUCUGUCAAACUCUAGUCAGUCCACCAGAGGGCGAUAAAGAGAUCAGCAGGGACAACAUCCUGUGUAAAAUCACCUAUGUGGCCAAUGUCAAUCCCGGUGGUUGGGCGCCAGCCUCGGUGCUCAGAGCCGUCGCUAAGAGAGAAUAUCCCAAGUUCCUCAAACGUUUCACCUCCUAUGUCCAGGAGAAGACUUUGGGGAAGGCCAUUCUGUUUUGAGAGGUAACACCCCUGCGAGGUAAAGGCAGAUCCUUCAAAAGACGACAGCAUGCGACAUGUGUCCCACCCAGGACGACCAAGGACCCCCUUGAACACGAGAGACUGCUUGUGUGGCUUGAGUCCAUCAGUAUUUGUCCUUCUAGCUUAACAUCCGUGGGUCCUUUUAUACGUAAGGUUUCUUCCUCAGUGGUUUUCAAAUGAUUGUUAUUCAUGUUUGUGUUUAUUUUGUAGAUUGUUUUGUACAUUUCUUAUGAUUACGUACUUGUUGUCUUUUGGGGCUAACCAAUAGCAUCGACGCUACUUGUUUGCUGCUGCUAAAGAGAGGUGAGUGAGUGAGUAAAUGAGUGAGUGAGUGUUUUUCGCUUUCCGCCCUUCUGUUGACAACCCAGCCCGCGGUCCGAUGGAGGGCGAGCGCCUGAAGCUUUUUUUUGACCGUGUUUCUCUCCGAAAUCUUUAUAUUUGUAUGGCUUCUCCGGAGAGCAACCCGUGGGACACGACGUAUUGUACGGACAAACCACACACGUAGUUUACCAAAGUGACAAAUGUGAAUUGACUGUUAAAACGCUUGAAUUAGAUGUCUCAUUGACAACAGAUGCUAUGUCGCAGCUUACCACCUCGCACCUGGUGGCCAGUUUGGUUGCCGUAGUGGCUCAUGGUGUAAAGAUUCCUCUCUUUAAUCAACAGUUAAGUAGGUUUCUUGAUUUUUAAUGCGUCCCCAGCGACUUUUAGUCAGCCUAAGAAAUGUCUCAAUCAGUUAUUUUUGUCUCCGUGCACAUUGAGUAUAACACUUUGCCUCAAACUUAGCAUUCCAGCGCUACUAUUUCAUUUCGUGUGGCACACUACAGUGCACAGUGACUGAUAAUGAUUAACUACGCCCGGGGAUGCCUUAGACACCAGCAAGAUUCUGGUCAUUGUUACUAUACAACCACCACAUGUGCAUUUAUCAACAGUGACGGCAAGUGAGUGAGUUUUUGUGUGGUUGGGGGUGCGGAUGGGAGGUUCAGCAUUUCACAUCAUGAUCAUACCUCAACAUUCAAAACAACUCUGGGUUGUUUUGCAUUUGUUAAUGUCAUGAAAUUUGAUUUUUUUUUUUUUUUAAAUCUUGUUGUGGCAAUUGCCCUCUAGUUGGCAGAAGUUAAGAAGGAUUUUGGAUGACUAAUUUAUAAGAUCUACGCACCAUGUCCGCCGAAGAAUAUAGCUAUUGUUUUUAAUUUUGAUAACGUGUCACUAAUCCACACACUUUGUACGUGUGUAAGUUGUACAUCAGAAGUGUUAUUAUUUGCACUAAAUGUAACGCAAGUUGACAAUGUCAUGUAAAUUAAAAUUGCUACACAACAGAA